UUUUCUGGUUGAUUCCGGUUCAGGUCCACAGACCUCGACCCUGGAAGAGUGAGUCGGAGUCAGAUCUUCGAGAGGUGGAGGGAUCGAAUGAGGGAACUGAUAUUCCAAGACUCCCCAAAUCUUGGAGCUUCACUCGCCAGGCAUCCCGCGCUUUCCUGACAUUCGCGCAGCAGCGGAGAGCUUUGCUACCCAGAGCAGGGAGGCGUGGCCACAGAGGCGCAGUCGAGCGGAGGAAGAGGAAAGUGGCCUCCGGGAAAGCCAGAGCUGACUGAAGUGCUCUUGGGAAGAACAAUUCAUUGAUUUGGUACCAAACCUGAUGCACCCUCAUUUGUCAAAGGUGGUACCAGGUGGGUGUCAGUGUCACACACAAGAGUAAAACUGUUCCUAGAGCAAAUGACGAUGAGAGAGCUGAAGGCGGAUUCAUGCUCAAACCCCCAGAUGGGGGCUAUGUGGGAGACUAGUGGGUCUGUGAAUGAGAACUUCAGUCAGAGUAAGAAAUACAGCGCAAAAAUAGAGAGUCUUGGUCCUGAGAGCGCUUGCAGGCACUUCUGGAGCUUCCGUUAUCAUGAAGCAACUGGACCGCUUGAGACCAUCAGCCAACUUCAGAAAUUAUGCCAUCAGUGGCUGAGGCCAGAGAUCCACUCAAAAGAGCAGAUCUUGGAAAUGCUGGUGUUAGAGCAGUUCCUGAGCAUUCUGCCCAAGGAGACCCAGAACUGGGUGCAGAAGCAUCAUCCACAGAAUGUCAAACAGGCUCUGGUCCUGGUGGAAUUCUUGCAGAGGGAGCCUGAUGGAACAAAGAAUGAGAGUUUGUUGACAUUUGAAGAUGUGGCUGUGUAUUUUUCUGAGGAAGAAUGGCAAUUAUUGGAUCCUCCUGAGAAGACUCUCUACAAUGAUGUAAUGCAGGAUAUCUAUGAGACUGUCAUCUCUCUAGGGUUAAAGCUAAAAAAUGACACUGGAAAUGAUCAUCCUAUAUCUGUUUCUACAUCAGAAAUACAAACAUCAGGAUGCAAAGUAUCAAAAAAGACCAGAAUGAAAAUUGCCCAGAAAACAAUGGGCAGGGAAAAUCCUGGUGAUACACACAGUGUACAGAAAUGGCAUCGAGCUUUUCCAAGGAAGAAAAGAAAGAAACUUGCAACUUGUAAACAAGAGUUUCCAAAACUUAUGGAUCUUCAUGGGAAAGGCCCCACAGGGGAGAAACCUUUUAAAUGUCAGGAAUGUGGGAAAAGCUUCAGAGUUAGCUCUGAUCUUAUUAAACACCAGAGAAUUCACACUGGAGAGAAACCCUAUAAAUGUCAACAAUGUGACAAGAGGUUUAGAUGGAGUUCAGAUCUUAAUAAGCACUUCAUGACCCAUCAAGGAAUAAAACCAUAUAGAUGCUCAUGGUGUGGGAAAAGCUUUAGUCAUAACACAAAUCUACACACACACCAAAGAAUUCACACAGGAGAGAAGCCCUUUAAAUGUGGUGAAUGUGGAAAAAGAUUCAUUCAGAACUCCCACCUUAUUAAACACCAGAGAACUCACACAGGUGAGCAGCCUUAUACAUGUAGCAUAUGCAAGAGAAACUUUAGUAGGCGAUCAAGCCUUCUUAGACACCAGAAACUCCACAGAAGAAAGGAAGCAUGUCUACUGUCUUCAAACUGAGGAAAAUUACCAUGUAGACCUUGACUUUAGAAGUGAUGGAAUAAUACAAAAUUAUGAGGCACCCAAUGAUAGGAAUCUGUCAUUAAUAGAACAUUUGGGAAGGGUACAUGUUACACUUCACAAAAAGGAAUCUAAGCUGAUUGUCUUAUUCAGCAUUGCAUCUUCUGUGCCUAGCACAAGAGUGAUACAUAAGGAGUAUUUUAUAAAUAAAAAAAUGAAAAUGUAGUGAUGAAAUACCUUUAGCUAUCUAUCUAUAUGUAUAUAUCUGGUUAUUCAAAACUUCCACACCCCCAGUCAUCUAAAUUUUUCAAGUAUCAAGUGCUCAACAGACAUAUGAUGGUCAAGGCUCUUAGUCUCAUUCUUUAUUCUUUGUCAAGAGAAAUGGAAAGAGUACUUGGGCCCUCUUAAGGGAGCUCAGAGAGAAUUACUAAACUAGGGACAAUUUCAAUAGCUACCAUUCUAUCUACAUGAACAAUCGAGGCCAGGACUCAGGGAACUUUACUCUGUAAUAGAAAGAGAGGAUUCAAUGUUUGCCCUGAGAGAAUUGUCCCAUUCUCAUUGCUUCUCUCCUGAGUACCCACUACCACAGUGUCUCUGUCAAGGAAUUACAAGUAGCAAGGAAAGGUCUGAAUGUAAGGACAGACCUAGGGACCUUGCAAGCACUUGAUAUCUCUCCUCUUGCUGACUGUUUCAACAUAGACAUACAAUGAAAUGAUGAGGGAGGCAGUCUCGGCCCUCAUCCAGGUAUCUGUUUUGUUUUGUUUUGUUUUUGUAGAAAGCACAGAUAAGUGGUGAAUGGUCUUUUUCUGACUUUCAUUAUUAUGUGGACUGUGUGGAGGCUUUCAAACUGGUGCCAUACUGCUGCAGGACCUAAAGGGAGCCCCAUCUUUAUGGCUGAUCAAGUACAACCCUAUAUGCCUGAAUACUCUGCAAGAAGGCCUGGAGAUUUUGCAAAACUGAUUUAUUGAGAAUGGCAAGGAGAACCUUGUGAACUUUUAGCUUUGGUGCACAGCUGAUACCAGGAGGGAACAUCCUGAAGUGUCAGAGCAAAGUAAGGCAUAUGGCUUAGAGUGAUGACCCCAGUCAGAACCAGGCCAGAUGGAAAUUGCUUUCUGAUGUUACUGGUCUUCUUUUCCCUAUUAGCCAAAGUGACUAUCUCUUAAGAGAAGAUAAUGUGACGUCAAGGGAAGUUGGAAGUCAUGGAUUUAUAUCUAUGUCAGAUCCUGGUUUAUAAUGUUGGCCAAGGCUUAUUUAUAUAUGUUUAUUUAGUAUUCCAUAAAAUUGUACUUUGUAAUGAAAAUGACAUGUUUUAUGUUAAAUUUAGACAAUAAAGAAAACUUUGUCACCAAAUCACUCA
Molecule: messenger RNA, 2998 nt
Organism: Mandrillus leucophaeus (drill)
Lineage: Eukaryota; Metazoa; Chordata; Mammalia; Primates; Cercopithecidae
Gene: ZNF75D
Product: zinc finger protein 75D
Exons: 4
Coding region: 394-1641 (415 amino acids)
Biological process (GO): regulation of DNA-templated transcription
Source: RefSeq, a predicted model, not a curated record